This is a messenger RNA of Drosophila eugracilis, 1835 nucleotides long. RefSeq names its product gram-negative bacteria-binding protein 1 (gene GNBP1). Gene Ontology annotation, molecular function: carbohydrate binding; hydrolase activity, hydrolyzing O-glycosyl compounds. Gene Ontology annotation, biological process: carbohydrate metabolic process. Lineage: Eukaryota; Metazoa; Arthropoda; Insecta; Diptera; Drosophilidae. The record is from RefSeq and is a predicted model, not a curated record. The coding region runs from base 249 to 1727 and encodes 492 amino acids. The transcript has 4 exons.
UCUAAGGUUUUGGGGUCUAUGGGAUGUUUAUAAAAUGUUUAAUUCCCAGAGAAGCCACACCGCAGCUGGAGCUGAUAUGAAUGUGGAUUUGCAAACGCCGAAUCGCGAUUGUCCAGACCAACUAAAAGUAAACAAAUAAUAAUCGCCCAGCACCAACGGCAGAAACCGGUCUGUCAGUGAGAUAGACACACAGGUUGAGUCAGAGGCUUCGGAUUCUUAAAGAAAACGGAGAAAAUCGAGGAUUAAAAAUGCCAGGAUUGUACUUUGGUAUCAUCCUCCUAGUUAGUUUUGGAUGCAUUAAUUGCUAUAAGAUCCCCUCACCCACAGUGGAGCUUCUAGAGACUGGAUUUAGUGUUUCAAUUCCAGAUGAAGAAGGCGUUAAGGUGGUGGCUUUUAAUGUGAAUCGCAAUCGGAAUUUCACAUCACUUACUAGAGAGGGACAGUAUAAUGUGAGAUUAGUAGAACCCCAGGACGGCAGGUGGACGAGCACUUUCAGUUCGACACCUUUAAGGGCGCAGGAUAGCAUAUAUCUUUGGACUACUGUGCAGCACCAGAAGGCUAUCUACCAGGAUCUUUCCCUGCCCAUGUCAGUGUGCAACCUAGGUGGAAAUUAUCGACCCAAAGGUUGUUCCCCAAACGACGAUGAUUUUUCGGAUGAUAAUCAACUUAGUACUGAAGGAAGUACUCCAGAAUCUUCAGUCCCCUCCGUCUGUGAGCCUUCUGACACACAAAUUUCGCCACAAUUCACUACUCCUAUCUGCAAAGGACAGCUCUUGUUUGAGGAGACCUUCGAUCAGCUUAAUGAAUCUCUGUGGAUCCAUGAUGUUCGCCUCCCUUUGGACUCAAAGGAUGCGGAGUUUGUCUUGUAUGAUGGAAAAGCAAAAGUUAUAGAUGGCAACCUGGUGAUUGAGCCCCUUCUUUGGUCCAGCUAUCGCCCAGACUUGCCCAUAAGCAAUUCCAGACUCGAUCUCUCGGAGCGUUGUACAGGAACCCACAAUCGACUCAAGGAAUGUGUGCUGCAUUCGAUGGGAAGUGGACCCAGUGGUAUCAUGCCACCCAUUGUAACUCCUCGUAUUUGCACCAAGGAAACCUUUGCCUUUCAAUACGGGCGCAUUGAGAUCCGGGCCAAGUUACCAAAAGGGGAUUGGAUAAUACCCCUACUGCUACUCGAACCCUUGACGGAAUGGUACGGGCAAUCGGGAUACGAAUCCGGGCAGCUUCGAGUUGCCCUGGCUAGGGGUAAUUCCGUGCUUAGGAUGCCACGUGGAAAACUUGUCGAUGGCAGAUCCCUAUACGGUGGACCUGUGCUCUCCACAGAUGCCCAUCAAAGGGAGGACUUAUGGCUAAGUAAAAGAAAGAUCUCUCAUUUUGGCGAUGACUUUCACACAUACGGCUUGGAGUGGGGCAGCAACCGACUGUUGUUUUCGGUGGAUGGACAAGUUUAUGGAGAGAUGUUGAAUGGUUUCGCCGAACUAGACGAGAAUCCCAGGUGGAAGCAAGGUGGUCCCAUGGCCCCAUUCGACAGGAUGUUCUACAUAUCAUUGGGUCUCUCAGUGGGUGGUUUUGGAGACUUUGUGGACAAUCUGCGCACCGCCACUUAUGAAAAGCCUUGGACCAACUACCAUCCCCAAGCCAAGCUACAGUUCCAUCAGUCCCAGGAGCAGUGGCUACCCACAUGGAAGCAGCCAUCGUUAAAGAUCGAUUACAUACGUGUCUUCGCCAACUGAUAAUACAUAGGUCUAUAAAUGUUGAUAUAAUCGCAUACGAGUGUAUUUAUAUGUGUCAGGCUGAAUCUUAUCGCUAAUAAAGCUCUGGGAGGAACCCAGAAAACUCGA